Messenger RNA from Rotaria sp. Silwood1, 1335 nucleotides. Lineage: Eukaryota; Metazoa; Rotifera; Eurotatoria; Philodinida; Philodinidae. The record is from the annotation of a GenBank genome assembly.
AUGCCAUAUCAACAUAUUUCUUAUGAAGAAGAAUUAAAACUUAAACAACGUCAACUUGAAAGUCGAUUUCAAUCAGUAGCUAAAACACUUUUUUAUGAUCGAGCACUUCAUCCAUCUAUACGUAAAUUAAUUCGAACAAAUGAUGUUAAUUUAUGUCCUAUUCGAGAUAUUGAACGAACUUCAGCAACAAGUGAAUAUUUAACCUCAUGUAUGGCUGAUUUAGGUAAAACACGUUCAGGCAAUUUAGCACUUGGAAUACCUAAUCGAUCAACUGCAAAUGAUUAUUCAACAUCAAAUGAAGAUAAUCAGACGAUGUUAGUUUUACCUAUUGAUGAUGUAGAUAUAUACAAAAAACGUGAUCGAUUGAUUAUUAAACAUUAUUAUGAAUUUCUUCAAAAAGAAGUAAAAGAUAUCUCGAAUACUGAAUAUGUUUUACAUCAUUGGCGACCAAUACGUAUUUAUACAAAUAAAAAAGAUCAAAAAAUUGUUGUUAUUGGUUAUUUUGAUCGAAAAAUUAAUAAUUCAGAACGUCAAGCAGCUAAAGAACGUUUAUUAAAAUAUUUUGAGAAUGGUCCAGGACGAGAAUGUCAUAUAGAUCAUUUAUAUUUUGAACGACGAUCUCAACGUUGGCCAAUUAUUGUUAAUGAAACAUCCUAUGAAAAGAUUAUCGGUGAUAAAAAUAAAGCAUUUCAUUAUGAUUUAUUUGAUAUGAAAUUUGAACCAAAUUUACAAUCCUAUGGAAUAUCAAAUCUAACAGCUUAUGAAUCAAUUUAUGCUGAAGUAUUAAAAUUAUGUAAUUUUGACCCAACAUCAACUGUAUUUCUUCAAUAUUAUUCUGAUAUUGGUGUUUUACCAUUGAUUGCUAGCCAACAUGCAGAUCAAUGUUAUGGUCUUGAUCCGAGUCGAUUUGCAAUAAAAACAGCAACAAAAACACAAGAAAAAUAUCCACAUACACAAAAUGUUCAAUUUAGUAUUUGUACAAAAAAAGAUGAAUUUAAAACAAUAUUAACAAAAAUUGAACAGAAUAAAAAGAAAAAUGCUUCAUUAACAUGUAUUUUUGGACCGCCUAGAAGUGAGCUCGAUCGACAAGAUUUACGACAAAAUAAAUCUAUUGUUAAUGUCCUACGUGAAUGUGAUCUUAUUGAUCGAUUAAUUAUUGUUAAUCGUGGUAUUAAUUCUUCUGUUCUACAUUUACUUUAUAGUUUGUCCGGUGGUGAAAGUACAACACACAAAAUAUCUGGUCCACCAUUUAAACCUGUCAUCAUUAUACCAUUUGAUGCAAAUCCUCGAUCAGCACUCUUGCCAGACUUUCUAACACUUUAUGAGCGUGAUUAA